Molecule: messenger RNA, 2172 nt
Organism: Saccostrea echinata
Lineage: Eukaryota; Metazoa; Mollusca; Bivalvia; Ostreida; Ostreidae
Product: soluble guanylate cyclase gcy-31-like
Exons: 7
Coding region: 1-2172 (723 amino acids)
Biological process (GO): cGMP biosynthetic process; intracellular signal transduction; receptor guanylyl cyclase signaling pathway
Molecular function (GO): guanylate cyclase activity; peptide receptor activity
Source: RefSeq, a predicted model, not a curated record
AUGGAUAAAUCAAGUUUAAGCCUAGGUUCUUUUGCCAUCCCCAGUCUAACUCUACACGGAAAAGGUAAUAUAUGUCACACAGUACCGCUCAGUGAUCGCGGCAAGAGAGUACAAAUGGUCAAGAUGUUGGGUCUGACUGUGUUACCAAUACUAGCACUCUGGAGCUACUGUGUCUACCAACUUACUGAUUUAAUAUCUACCAAAACGGACAACGAAAAGAUGAGGGAAUCGUUGAAAUUCAGUAUAGAAAUUGGCAGACUGAUCCAUCAUCUUCAAAAGGAACGAGAUCUAAGCAUUCUAUAUUUGAGUGCUCUUGGCCCAGAGACCAAAUUAUUCCUGCUCAAAGAGUACGAAAUCACAGACAAAGCAAUAGAAAGCAUAGCCAGAUGGCCGGGAAAUCUGGACAGGGAUAACAGUGAAGCAUUUGAAUCCAAGGGGAAAAUGAUGCAGCACUUAGUUCAGCAUCGUCAACAACUAAACCGUCAAUCCUCAGACAUCAAUAAAGAAAUGCAGUUCUAUACUUCCAUUAUUGACAUCAUUAUAUACUGGGGAUACAAAUCUAUUGAAGAAUCCAAAUUUGCUGUGGUGUGGAAAUCUCUCGUCGGCUUCCAGAAAAUCACUUCAGCGAAGGAAGAUAUGGGAUUGGAGAGAGCGCUGGGGACCAUGUUCUUUGCACGAGGUGGAUUUGAAACUCACCUUCAGUUUGAAGAGUACAAUAUGAAGAUCUUUGGCUUUCAAACCAACUACAAAACUGCUCGUUUAUACUCUUCAGACGUUGAUUACAUCGGAUCAUAUGGCAUUUUUUCUUAUGGUAAAAAUGUCAGCAUUAUUAUGAAUACAUAUCGCACUCAUAUUCUUAAUAAUGGGGAAGAAGAACAAAGUGUCAGUAAAAUUGACUUAAGAAAUGCUCGCUGGUUUUACGACAACGCGACUCUUUAUUUGGAUAAACUUCUUGACCUCCAAACAACCCUUGGUAACAUUUGUCUUGGAAAGGUCGACAAGAUACUAGAAGAUUCAAAUAAAGACCUUAUAAUCAGCGCCUGUGUCUUGGUCUUUGUUUUAAUCGCAUGUUCUAUAGUUAUCAUAAGCACCGAAAAUUUGACCAGCAGCAUACAGAAGUAUGUUGUUAUUCUUGUGGAUAAAACAAAGGAACUGAACUUUGAAAAGAAGAGAACCGAUUCUCUCCUGUACCAGAUGGUACCAAAAGAAGUCGCAGACAAGUUAAAGAAAAAGGAAGGGAUUGAGGCGGAGUACUUUAAAUCUGUUACUGUUUUAUUUUCGGACAUUCAUGAAUUUUCCCGUUUGUCCAUUUCGCUGCAGCCCCUAGAGAUCGUUCAACUGUUGAACGCCCUUUAUGGUGCCAUCGAUUUUCUCCUUGACAACAGGGAUCUGUACAAAGUGGAGACCAUUAACGACUCAUAUAUGGUAGCGUCAGGUCUGCCACAUCGCAACAACAACAGGCAUGCUGACGAGAUUGCUGACUUUUCUCUAGCUGUCCAAAGGAUGAUGAAGGAACGGACAUUUUCCAAUAGUGAAAAAGGAACAAUCCAAUUGCGAAUAGGAAUAAAUACAGGACCUUGCAUGGCAGGUAUUGUGGGAUCAACCUUGCCGAGAUACUGCCUCUUUGGGGAUACUGUCAAUACAGCGUCCAGAAUGAAGUCUCAUAGCCGACCAAACAAAAUAAACAUCAGUCACACGACAUACGUGCUUCUAUCAAAGACCGGAAACUACACGAUGAAGAAGCGUGGGACGAUAAACAUCAAAGGUAAGGGUGAAAUGAAAACAUACUGGUUAACUGGGUGUACAUUGAGUGGUGAUAUCAUAGCCGGCAGUCCCACAUCUUACAAAAGUUUCAACAACGAUCUCCCCGGGGAAAUAACUCACAGUCAAUACAGCUAUAUGGCCUUGAGUUACAAUCCCUUGCCCGGUAGGAAGUUGACAGAAGAUCAGAAAAACAAAGCAAGAGUGUCACCUAAUGAUGUCAAUAAUGUUGCGAUGAAAAAGAAAAGUAUAGCGAAACGGAAUACCAAGUCUCUAUUUCCAGACAAAACAGAGAGGAAAGUAAACGGUAAUGGAGAAAGUAAGCAGCAAGUAGAACUGGAAUUGCAGGAUACAUCUGCUGCAACAGUUGACCAAGAUAUUCCAACAAAUACUGGCCAAUCUACGGCUUAG